GUUACGACAAUUGCUUGUGGUAGGCGUCUAAUUCACAGGAACAAGAUGUACAAGCUAAUUGUAUUAUUAGUGUUUUCAGUAGCAGUCUGUGCUGAAGUAACUACAGAUGCUGCUGAACCAAGCAAUACUACCAUCCAAACUUUGAAGCCAAAAGGUUUCGAGCGGACCAUGAGCGACGUGGUGGCAAGCCUGGUCUCCAGAGUCAUCGGCGAAGUGAUGAUCAGCAAGAGCGACGUUGCCAAGAAGGGCGGAAGCGUCCACGACCGCGUGGACGACGCGUUCUCGGAAACGGGCACGACGCUGAAGCACAUGGGCAGACUCGUUUCGAAAGUCGGUGGAGCCAUCAAGGUUGCUGGACGAUGGCUUUUCCAGCGAUACGGCAUUCUGGGACCUAGAUUCGGAAUAGGUACAUUCAAGAAGGCUAAGGCUGUUCAGUGGGUGCUCAAUAUAUCCACUCUAGGAAACAACACUCUUCAAGCACGAGUGGCGAAGCUAACAGCAAAGACCAUCUCUGCGUUUUCCGCCAGAGGGUUCUCUAGAAAAGGACACGUGGCUUUUGAAAAAUUGGGGGACAUAGUGGGAUCUGCUGGCGAUGUCCUUGAAGACGUUGCCCAAAGGCUGGCGGGAGAUAGCCUUCUUCCAGCCACCAAACUGACUCAGUCGGACAUCGACUUUGUCUCUGCUGUUAACCAGAUAAUCAAAGAUACGAAAUAAACAGAAAUUUCUUUGAAGCUAAA
Messenger RNA from Ixodes scapularis (black-legged tick), 737 nucleotides. RefSeq lists its product as uncharacterized. The coding region runs from base 46 to 714 and encodes 222 amino acids. The record is from RefSeq and is a predicted model, not a curated record. The transcript is spliced from 6 exons. Lineage: Eukaryota; Metazoa; Arthropoda; Arachnida; Ixodida; Ixodidae.